AUGUCUGUUUCUAAUAUUGUUGAUCUUGCUCGCCUAUCGUGCGAAAACGGAAUCAAUAACUUUAACGCUUUUGAUCUAAUCAAGGAAAUACUACUCAGCAUAUUAGAUACAGAUUCUAUUCCUUCAAAAUUUAAUUGUUCAUUGAAUGAUUUCUUAGAUAAACAUUGUCCUAAAAUCGUGGAAAGAUUAUUGGGAGCAUAUUGUCUCAAUGAAGAACUCGCAGAUCCUAUUUUUGAUUUCUUAAAAGAAAUUUUAUUAAUUUUCGAGAAACAUUUUCAUCGAUUGAAUGAUGGCUACAUAAAAUCUGUAUGUUUAAUCGUAAGCAGUCUGAAAUGUAACUUAUUUAAAUCAUUUAAGAAAAGAAAUUUUCAUGAGGAAUUAAUUCAAGUUUUAAAUCCCAAAAACAAUGCAGAACAGAUCAACGACAUGAUCAAGGACGCUGAUGAACAAAACCUACAUAAGAUUUCAUUGAUUUUUUCAAUAAUUUCACAAAUUAAUUUCACUUCUCCAUCAUUCAAGCCAAUUCUGACAUUCAUUGACCAAACAUGUUUAUCAGAAAAAGUAAAUCCCGAUGAUUUGACAAGAAUUUACCGAUCAUUAAUCAAGAUUUUACCAGAUGAACGAGAAAGCAUUACCAAAUUGUUUGUCAAGUCAUCAGAACAUUAUCUAAAUACAAAUGUCAAAUGGAUCAUUACAAAUAUUCAAUAUUUCAAAGUAGAUAACAUUUUCAUGAAGAAAAUCAUUGAUCAAGCACCAAAUAACAUGUUAUUGGAGCUUGUUAAUUGUAUAGAUUCAUAUGAUGACGAUGUUAAGCUUCAUCUCUUUAAGAAAACGUUGAAUCAAAAUUCAAUUCAAUCAUGGAGCUGUCAUUUAGACAAAUUCUUCUUCGAUAACUUUGAUUCAGCAGAUAUAAACGAAUCCAACUACAAAUUUAUGAUGUUUGCAUUAAGAAAUAGUGAAAUUGAUCAAAAAGACAAAUAUUUCAAGAAAUUACAGUCAUAUGUAUCGUAUGAAGAUGAUUUCAAUACUUUACAAGCUUUGUUUCCCGACCAAUCAUUGAAAAAUUUUGUUGAUUCAUUUUCAAGAUUAAAACCAACAGAAAUCUACUCAAUUAUCGAGAAUAACUUCAAUAACAUUGAUAUAGAUCUAUCAACAGUUGUUCAGAACACUGAAGAAGAAGAUUUGGAGAAAUUAAUUCAAAUUUUACCAAAAUUAUCUUCAGAAUCCAUCAGAAAACUGGAGAAUUACGUUUUAUCUCUCAAGUUUACAGAGAAUAGACUUAAAUUGGAGCAGAAAAUCCAUGAAAUAACGAAAGAUGAAGAAAUUAUUAAAAAAAUCUGUAGAAAACAACAGUGA
Messenger RNA from Trichomonas vaginalis G3, 1356 nucleotides. RefSeq lists its product as uncharacterized. NCBI's taxonomy places the organism in Eukaryota, Parabasalia, Trichomonadida, Trichomonadidae. The coding region runs from base 1 to 1356 and encodes 451 amino acids. The record is from RefSeq and is a predicted model, not a curated record. The transcript has a single exon.